AACAGCAGCUCGGCUGGAGGCGUACUACUGCAAGGAGGUAAUUCCAGCUUUCUCUCCUCUCUCCCCCUGAGCCCUCAGACGAGGUUCACUGCUACGUCUCAGUCACGUGGCUCUCCUCAGUGAAGGCUUCGCUCUCUGCGGCUCCUCGGCGCAGCCAGCGAUGUUUGAGGCUGAGAUAUGAGAUGCAACUGAGAGUGGCCCGCUCAUAGAGGCAAAGUUAUGGCACAGUCAUCAUCGGAGGAAGAGGUCCCGCAGCAAUUUCUCUCUGCCACUAAGUCCUCCGCUGGUGACGCGCAAGCAUUUCUGGGACGCACAACACCGGAGCGAGAAAACCCCAAAUUAAACUAAUUGAAAUCGGUGCAGAAGAGCGUCGAGGACAGAAAGAGAUUUCAGCAGAGUUGAGUUGUGUGGGGGGCACAAUGCAACAGGCCUGUGAAGUGAAGAUAACAACUGGCUCACAGCGACACACCGUGUAAUGCUAAUCUCGAUGCAGCCAUAGUUCCAAGUGCCCUUCAACCAACCUGAGGAUGACACUCAGACAAUAGGACUUCUGACUUCAUUCUUCACCUGCGGAGCCUUCAGCAUACUACCAAAACAGCAUAAAAGUGAAACCAAGGCAGCCAUGAACCUGUUCAGGAAGGAUGCCAUGAGCACAAAGAAGGAGAAGGAGAAAGAGAUCCAAUAUGAGGACCCUCCAGAUGGGGGGUGGGGCUGGAUGGUGGUGCUGCAUUGCUUCCUGGUAAAUGUCCUAGUGAUGGGAACACUGAAGAGCUUCGGGAUCUUCUUCGUGGCCUUCCAAGAUGAGUUUGGAGGCUCGGCAGAGAGCAUCAGUUGGAUCGGUUCCAUCAUGUCGAGUCUGCGCCUGUCUGGAGCACCCAUUGCCUCUGUGGCCUGUGCCAAGCUGGGAGCCAGGGUGACCUCCAUCGCCGGGGCAGUGCUAGUUAGCGGAGGCUUCCUCAUAAGUAUUUUCGCCAACAGCGUGGUGUUCCUCUACAUCAGCAUGGGAGUGAUAGUUGGAAUGGGUUUUGCACUACUAUACCAGUCCUUCUCAGUGGUCACAGCCCUGUACUUUCGAAAGAGGUUAGCAACAGCGUAUGCAAUCGGGCGUUCUGGGAUGGGUUUGACCUUUGCCCUCGCUCCGUUCACUCAGCUGCUCCUGGACCAAUAUGCUUGGCAAGGUGCGAUGCUGAUUCUAGGGGGUCUCAUGCUGAAUCUGGUGGCCUCUGGGAUGCUUCUGCGGCCCAUCAACGUGAAGCCUCCCAUGUCAAACGCUACCUCUUCUCCCAUCCAAAAGAGUCCUGCUGUUUCCCUCAAGAGCUCCUCAGAGAAGGAAUACACUAAGAGCUGCUUGAAUGGCUCCUCUCAUUUGUCUAAUGGCAUCUCCAAAUCAGACUCAUUCCCAUCCUCUCCUCCCUCUCACAGGGACUCUGAGAACCUGGGGGGCCAAUGUACUCAGGGAGCCCAGGACCAGUCAGUGAACCCUGAAUUUACCAGACUGAUCCUCAAUGGUGUGAAUGGCCAUGAGCCUCACCAUGACUUGGGUCAGUGUAAACCCACCGCUCCAGACAGCUCAUUGGAGCUCAAUGGCAGCAUGAAUGGGUCCACCAUUGUUGGAUUUCCCUCACAUGCCAGCACACCCAGUGAGGUGACCGUCAAAAAAGCCAAAGUACUGGAUUUCUCCUUGCUAAAGGACCCAUUCUUUUGCAUCUACACUUGGUCCUUGGUCUUCAGCCAGCUGGCCUACUUCAUCCCCUAUUUCCACCUGUCUGCCCGAGCCAGAACCCUGGGCAUCGACGCCAUGGAUGCUUCGUUUAUCAUCUCUGUGGCAGGUAUCACAGAGACCAUCGCCCAGCUGGCGUCAGGCUGGGUGACAGACAGGAACCUGUUUCAUAAAUACCACUACCACAAAGCCUAUCUGAUCCUGUGUGGCCUGGUCAACCUGCUUUCCCCACUGGCAACCUCCUAUAUCCUGCUGAUGGUUUACGCAGUCUUCUUUGCCGUCUUCUGUGGCGGCUACAUGGCUCUGCUGCUGCCUGUUCUAGUAGAUCUCGUGGGCUCGGAGAAACUCAACAACUCCAUGGGCUUCUCCAUGUUCUUUGUCGGCCUGGGUUGCCUUACGGGGCCUCCUUUGGCAGGGUUCCUGUACGACUACACUCAGACUUACGACUGUUCUUUCUACCUGGCUGGGCUCUGCUACCUGCUCUCCUCCCUCUCCUUGUUCAUGGAGCCGCUGGCUCGGCGCUGGAAGGCCAGGAAGAGAUUGGAUCAGAACAAGAGAGCAGAAAGCAGCUGUAAGACCAAUGGCUGUUUCACCCCAGACCGCCUGCAGAACGGCGCUGUGUAGGAAUGAAACCCAGGGAAGGCCUUCGAUCUUGAACCAGCAUGCUCAUGACUUGCCGUGGGCCUGCAUACCUUGGACCUUGGACUCCAGCUUAAAGUCGGGACCUAAGUGACCUUUAAUGUCUGCAGGAGCGUGACAUAGGCCGGGGAGAAGGAGAAUAUGACCACAGUAACAUGAUGUCUAAGAACAUACAAUAGUCAGGACGUUGGUGAAUAAAUGAUUAUGUUGAACUUUUAAAAAGCCAAAAUUUUAGUGUUCUGCAGAAUAUUUUAUCCCCUAUUCUUGUACACGCAUCAAAAACCGAAGACAAACCCCUACAGGCCACAUCCAGCACAUUUUAGUAUGAGCAUCUUUGCUGCCAUGACUUAUUGAGGUCUAAUCUAAUUCUGUUUUCCAACAAUGCAACAACAACAAAAACACUCAGCUUUGCCGUAACAUUUAAUUGCUGGAAACUAAGUUAUGCAGUUGAGCUGGCAACCCUGUCUUGAACAAAUUUUUCUGACAUUAAUGGAGGCAUAUAUCCAUGAAGGAGAACUUUUCACCUGCUUUCCUUGGAAGCCUUUACCUGUAUCUGUAAAACUGACAUGCACUUUGGGCCAAGUUGUGACAAUGCUGCAUGACAUUUUCACAGACCUUUAACUGCCAUAUAGUUAAGAUACUGAGCAACCACACAAUUGCAGCCUGCCUCUACACAAUGUGUCAUUUGCUCUACAGAGCCAAAAAGCAGUAAUUGCUUCACUAGUUUUUUGCCUCCGCACCAGCGUCAGCCAGGGCCACUUUCAGGUUAUCCGUCCUUCCCUUUCUCAAAUUGGGCCCAAACAUUCAUUAAGCCUCAAGGAAGAAGGUUGUAGUGGUCAAAGGUCAAAGGUCAAAGGUCAAUGUGACUUCACAAAACAAGGUUUUGGCCAUAACUCACAAAUUCAUACUCUAAUUGUGACACAAUCUAACACAAGUGUCUUAAUAGGUUAAAAUGAUGAAGUGAUGACAUUUUAUAUCCAAAUGGUCAAAGAUGAACUUCACUGGGACAUCAUAAUGUUCUGCAAAAAGACUUCGGCCAUUAUUCAAUGCUGUAACUGAGGAAGGAGAGAAUGUGACCAUGUGUCUUGCAGCUUGUCUGGUUGGAGGAGGCAUACAAGCGCGAGGCGAUAAUUCUAGUCUCCCAUUGAAAUCAUUGAGCAAAAUGUUCAAAAUUUGAACGUUCCUGUCAUCUUCAAACAUUUUAUGUUCCUCAUCAACCCAUUUCUACUUCACCCUAAAUACUAACUUUUGUACUUUAACACAGAUGUUCAGCUUUUUAACAGCUCUUACAGUUUUUCUGGAAGUUGAAGUGUGACGUUAUAACGGCUGAUGACACUGACCUCUGCCAAUGGAGCAUUCAAGGGAAGUGGGAACAUAGACUGACCCUCCCAAUUUCUUUCACGCUUUUAAGCCCUUUACAUGUAAACUGACUUUCACCUGUCACGCCUGAACUGAGAAAUCAACUGCUUUCUGCUGACAGUGCACACACUUGAACUGUCUCCCGCACUUCCGCCUCAACUGAUUUUCAACUGCUGAAACUUCAACAGUUUAGCAGCAGACACAUCGCCUCGCAUUCCAACCGCUUUCAAGUGACAUUUAAACUACAGCAUCCAACACUUCAGCUGAUUUUUACUCUUCAACUGUCCUAACCGACAUGCACGGUCGUCAUUUACAGUUUAAUUUCAGCUUUCAUUUGUAUCACUGCAAAUGACGAUUCAACUGCUUUCAUCUCAGCUGGCUGACGUUUCUGUUGGUUUCAUGGUGAAGACAUCAACUAGAGCUGCAGCUGUUUUCAUGAUUUCAUGUCUUACUCCUCAGUCGCUUUCAGCGGUUACAUACAAACUGACAACUCAGCUGCCUACAGCCGUUACACAUCAACUGACUGCAGCUGCUUUUAGCUGAAACACUAACACCUCAGCUCCUUUCCGUGCUUUAACUUCAACCCACUCUUCAGCUCCUUUAAUCACAUUUUAAAACACGAUGACCCGUUUACAGUCGAUGAACCUGCAAUGUUCUGCACAAGAGAGGACACUUUUGAUAUACAAUUAAAACCUCUGUUGUGACCUUUUUUAAAUACCGCAACUGGAAUAAGGCCUUUCUCCUUCUGUGGGUCAAUAAUGACAUUACACACUUAAAUAGCUGAGUGAUCUUCUACUUGGCAGCACCUGGUGAUAAGAAAACCUUCACGCCUAGCUCAUCGCUUGUGAGCUGUUCUAUGCAAGUGCACACACAGAACGAUUUCCCUUUGACAGCUCGCUUGCACGCACAAUCAUUGUAACUGUAACAAAGAUACCAGCUCAUGAGAGAAGAACCCUGUUUGGUCGAGGCUGAAGUGGUUUGAUGUUUCCUGAAUGUUUUGAUCAUAGUUGGACCGUCGGAGCCGAUGAACUCCAGCGAACAGGGAGGUUUUUUUUUUCCCGUGUGAUUCUGUCUCAUUUCAUCAACAGUUAUAUGUCUGUAAAUCUCUGAUCAACUGUGUUAGGAAGAUGUUUUACUGAUGUUGCCCAUAUAAAUGCACGGUGCCCCAAACUGACUGUUGCCCAGCCUUUACAGUGCCUGCAGGCAGCCAAUUAAUGGUAAUGCAACUUAUAAUUUUAUUGUGUUUAUAAAUGGAAGCCUAUUGGUUGUUGAAUUUUUUUUUUUUUUUAUAGUGGAAGUUUUUGUGUUUUCAGUGGAUUCUUUGUUCUCACCACUGUUUGCCUUAUAAGGUACUGUAUUGUAUCUUUACUAACUUCCUGUGAUGUCAGCCAAAGACACAUUAGAAACCUACCUACAACUUGAAGCUUAUUAUUAGUUAAAUAGUUUGGACGGUGUGUAUAAUUUAAACCACUAUGACCAUCCAUUGUGCAGUCAUUUCCAGGUCUUGAUUGAGCAUGGCCCAGCAUCCAGAGAUGGACAUGUGUUUUCUUAUGCUGCCCUCUUGUGGCAGAGGAAGGCAUCUACUCAAAGAAUGCUGUCUCAAUUAGUACCAAAUUAUUCCCCCUCAACUCACUUUCACAAUACUGAGCAAGGCUCUUUGUAUUGUUUCAAUAACGACAGUCAUGCACAAAAGCUCUUCUUGGCUCACGAGUUGCAUUCACCACCAGUAUGCUUUUGUGAUUUAGGGCCACUGCAUAUUUUGUACCAUAAGAAAUCUUUUAUGAAAAGUAUUUGAUGCUUUAAAAGUAGAUUUAGUUUGGGAUUAUUUUACUUGUUAGUUAUCUGAAUCUUUUAAGAAACUGUAUGGUUGAGCAAUAUCUUGAAAUACUUUUUAUGUCUCUUUGGUAAUGUCUCAAACACCACUGUUAAGGAACUGAGUUCUGUUUUGAUGGCGUUUGAUCUUAUGUUCUUGUUGCAGCAAAUGCAUUUAUGGGUGAAGCACUGUUUUAUCACUACUCUCGCUCCUGGAUUUGUUAACUGAUCGAGUUUAGAAAAUAUGCUUAACCAAUCAUAGAUAUCCUGGUACAAGCCCUUAGAGUUCAUUUUUAAGCCUUGUAACAGUGUGCACUCAGCUGUAAUAAACUGAUGUGUGACUCA
Seriola aureovittata is the source of this 5875-nucleotide messenger RNA. It is a transcript of the gene slc16a4, whose product is annotated as solute carrier family 16 member 4. The transcript is spliced from 11 exons. The coding region runs from base 623 to 2344 and encodes 573 amino acids. The record is from RefSeq and is a predicted model, not a curated record. Gene Ontology annotation, biological process: transmembrane transport; monocarboxylic acid transport. Gene Ontology annotation, molecular function: monocarboxylic acid transmembrane transporter activity. Lineage: Eukaryota; Metazoa; Chordata; Actinopteri; Carangiformes; Carangidae.